GGUCGAAAUGAUCUCCACCAACGUGCUCGGCGUCUGCAUGUGCACCCGCGAGGCCCUCAAGGACAUGACGAGGCGGGGCCAGUUUGGUCACAUCAUCAACAUCAGCUCCAUGAGCGGCCACCGCGUCCCCAACGGCGCCUCCGGCGGCUCCUUCUAUGCUGCCACCAAGCACGCCCUCAGGGCCCUCACCGAAGGCCUCCGCCAAGAGGCUCGUGGCAGGAAAGUGGAUUUGAGGGUGUCCAGCAUAUCUCCUGGAGUGGUGGAGACGGAGUUCCUGGCUGUGCAUGGGUUUGGCGAUGAAGCAGCUGCAAAGGACAGGUACAGCAGCAUGAAAGCGCUGCAGCCUGCUGACAUCGCACAGGCUGUUGUGUGGUGCCUCUCAGCGCCAGACCAUGUGGAUACAAAUGACAUUCUGCUGAGGCCAGUGGAGCAGGAGACCUGAACACUUGAUGGGCUGCAGGCUUCUCAUGAAUCAACGUUAGAUUGUGCUGGAAUGUACCAUGCAAAACAGUGGGUUUUCCCCUCUGUUUGGGAUGUACUGUACUUUGGCCCGGGUCACAUGCAGCAGAGCUUUGUGUGUUGUUCCUGGUGUUCAAGCUUCACUGAACUGUAUGUCCCAAACGCCAUUCCUCUGACUCUUUUCAGGGUACCUCUGCUGCGGCAUCACUGCUAUACGUAUCGAGGGAUAUCCCUGAGUGACUAGUGAUCACUAUUCAUGACUGUCCAUGUGGUUUCAAAUGAGAGCCACUCUUGACGCAUGGGUCUAUUGAGAUGAAAGUGGUAUAUUUCGAUAUCUCUGACUCUGCGUCUGUGAAAGUCUUAAU
Coccomyxa subellipsoidea C-169 is the source of this 824-nucleotide messenger RNA. Its product is annotated as NAD(P)-binding protein. The record is from RefSeq and is a predicted model, not a curated record. The transcript has 4 exons. Lineage: Eukaryota; Viridiplantae; Chlorophyta; Trebouxiophyceae; Coccomyxaceae. The coding region runs from base 8 to 442 and encodes 144 amino acids.